Messenger RNA from Sceloporus undulatus (fence lizard), 3836 nucleotides. RefSeq names its product cell division cycle 25A (gene CDC25A). Lineage: Eukaryota; Metazoa; Chordata; Lepidosauria; Squamata; Phrynosomatidae. Gene Ontology annotation, cellular component: nucleus; cytoplasm. The transcript is spliced from 13 exons. The coding region runs from base 31 to 1362 and encodes 443 amino acids. Gene Ontology annotation, biological process: protein dephosphorylation; positive regulation of G2/M transition of mitotic cell cycle; positive regulation of G2/MI transition of meiotic cell cycle. The record is from RefSeq and is a predicted model, not a curated record. Gene Ontology annotation, molecular function: protein tyrosine phosphatase activity.
UAAUAUAGUUUCUCUUUUGCAGGAUGCUGUAUGGAUUCUCCCAUCCUGCUUGGCAUGAAAGACCUUGAAGAUGAAACUUUUCGGAUGCCCAUGCGAAGAAUGCAUUCUCUCCCGCACAGCCUCCUGGGAUGUAGCCCUGCUCUGAAGAGGACCCACCUAGAUUUCCUGAACUGUGACAUCUUCCAGGCAUGUGGCCCUGAAGAGAACAAGGAGAACGAACCCUUUGAAUUCAAGAAGCCAACACAACCCGUUUCUCGUAGCUGUCUGCGUGCCUCUUCCAUUGAAGACGAAAAAGACGCUUCAGAGCUGAGGCGGAAAUCUGACUCAGCAUUUGUGUUUCCUAGUGAUGAAGCUACUGGAAAUGAUGUUGGAAUCUGCAACCCAGCUUUUCUCAGACGGCGUUCUCGAAAGAUCUCCGAAACGGAGGAGGAAGAGAAUGAUGAUGGAUUCUUAGAGAUAAUGGAUGGUCAGGAUGUCAGUAACAAUGAAGGGAGGACCUCUGAUGUGGCAAGCCUUUGGACAGCCCCUUUAGUUAUGAAAAAUGUGGAGGAUGCCCAUAACAAACGAUGCCGGUCGGUGGGCAUGGAGAGUAAACCAUACAGCAUGACCAAGAUGGCCCUGAAAAGGAUGGAGAGGUCCCAAGAAGACACUUCGCCAGGUUUCAGUAAGAGGAGGAGAAAUGUCUGCGGCACACCUUCUGUUGACCUGAAGAGUCUGGUCCUGGGUGGAACACAGUUGUCAUCAUCGUCAUCUUCAGGAGAGAUAGAGAGUCUUUUGGAUAGUGACCCAAGGGAUCUAAUUGGAGACUUUUCCAAGGGUUAUCUUUUCCACACGGUCAGUGGGAAACAUCAAGACCUGAAGUACAUUGACCCAGAAAUGAUUGUGGCAGUGCUGAAUGGAAAGUUUUCAGGGGUCAUCAAGGAAUGUGUGAUCAUUGACUGCAGAUAUCCCUAUGAGUAUGAAGGAGGUCAUAUUAAGGGUGCUGUAAACUUUCACAUGGAAGAAGAUGUGGAGAACUUUCUGUUGAAGAAGCCCAUGGUGUCCUCAGGCAACAAGCGAAUCAUCAUAGUUUUCCACUGCGAGUUCUCAUCAGAGCGGGCCCCUCGCAUGUGUCGGUUUGUUAGGGAGAGGGACCGACUGGGUAAUGAGUACCCAAGUUUGCACUACCCUGAACUCUAUGUUCUGAAAGGGGGCUAUAAGGACUUCUUUCUAAAAUGCAAGAGCUACUGUGAGCCUCAGGGCUACCGGCCCAUGCACCAUGAAGACUUCAAGGAAGACUUGCGCAAAUUCCGCAUCAAGAGCAGAACCUGGGCAGGUGAGAAGAGCAAAAGGGAACACUACAGUCGCCUGAAGAAGCUAUGAAAGCUCCACCAACCAGGGCAGCCGGAUUCCACUUACUUGCCUGCCUGGUGGGAUGUCAGAGCUGCUCCAUUCCUUUAGCUGCUUUUCUCGCAGGACUAAAUAACUGUUGGCCGAAUCACAUCCCAAAAGACAAAGUGGGACACUUGUAUGGCCUCAUUGCAGUCUUGGACCCUAAGAAUCUGCCUGCUGUUGUGAAUCCAGGAUCUUACCUUGUGCCUCUUAAGACAAUCUGUGUGAAUGAGAUCUAUAUGUGAACAGGAGAAUGGAGCAUUAGUUAGAUUUUAUUGUGGAUUUUUAAAUGAUGCCUUUUUAAAGAAGCUGUUAUCUAUGGCUGAAUUACCUGGCUGGUGUCAUGGUCCAGUUCAGUUAGAAGGGCAACGAGUGAGUCAGGAUGUGGGCCUUUGGAGCCUGUCCUCUGAGCUGCUCCCCUUCUCCCCUUGAUUUUAUGAGUGAGAAAUUCACAGCUGAGUAAAUGUGUGGGGGGGGGGGGGGGUGUGAAAGAAGUUUUUCUCUCAGCUUAAUGCUUGGUCACAAAAAGCUUGUUAUCAGCUAUCAAACAGGAAGCUGUGUCAUCAUGUUCUGUAACUUAAGUCUUUGGGUUUGCAGUAUUGAAUCUAAUCUUGGUGACAUAUUCACCUGAUUUGGUUUGUAAAAGAGGAACGUGGGGGUUCCUCAAUAGGUAGGAGUAGUUUUCUUCAGAUGAAGCCGCAUGGCUGGUCCUGCGUGAAGCAACCUAGUGCCAAGAGUAGCUUGCAGGCAUUCUGAUGAAAAUCGCACAGAUGUGUGCACACAGCCCCUGUGUGUCCAUUUGGAAAGUAAAAUUGCAGCAUGCCUGAGAAGUUAAACCAGACUUGGCACAAUCAUGGCUUGUCUCCCCCCCAUCCCACCUGCCCCCAUCACUCACAGUCUUAGGUUUACUAACAUAUUUAAAGAGAGACCUCAAUUUUGAACCGUUGUAAAUGAAGGAUGUGAAGAAGAUGGUUCCUCUUGGCAGGGCUCAUUACACUGCCUUUGUUUCCACUUGAGCUGUAGAUGCCAAGGACAUUUAGGAGGAGGAAUUAAAACGUAGGGCUAAUGUUAGUUACUUAGAACAGCUAUUUGGUAUCAGUCUAUUUUGCCUCAUAACGGCUGCAGUAGUUCAGAGCCCAGCCAGGGACUUUGCUAUAGAAGCUGCAGCUCUUAUGCAUGUGGCUGUUUUCUUGUGUGAAACACAGGCAUAGGGUAACACAGUGGUGGGAAUAGUGUGACCCUCCGGAGUUAUGGGACUGUAACUUCCAGUGUUGUUCACUUUGGCUGCAUUGACUAGGGCUGCUGGGAGGUAUAGUUCUACAUCAGAAGAGUGGUAUGGUUUCCCAGCCCUAAUUGAGCACGAAGUUGUGCAAGCUGGGAUACGUCUGUAGAAAUACCUGGGGUCAGACCGUCUCUCUACCCUCGGCCUCUUUGGUAAUGUUUAGUUUGACUUUCUCCUAAACUAGGCUUCUUGUGUGUGGUUGAUCACAGACCCAUAAAUUAAGCUGUGUCAUCCUUGGAUUGAACUUGGCUUUUUCCAAAGCUGGUCAACAUAUUUAAGAAACUGGGAUCCUUGGUUUGUACACAGUAACAAGCUGAGAUUGGGGGAAAGUGAAACUAAAUGCCCACAAACUUUUGUUCUCCAGGCCCAUAGGAAACAACUUGGAGGGACAAUGAACCCAGUGAUAAACCAUGGUUUAGUGUUUGUGUGUGUGUCAGUAUUAAAAGUGGUUUACAUGUAAGCAUUUGCUGAUGCAGAGAGGGAAGGUUUUUAGCUCCAUAGCCUUGUAAGUUUUAAUCCUUAAGAUUUGUGUGUCAGUAACACAGCUGAGUCCCCCACAAAAUACCAUAAUAGGGAAUCAGCAGCUGCCUCUUAAUGAGGUGGAUUGGAUAUUUGCACAAAUGUUUGUAUCUUGGACUAAAUGUUCCAUCUGUUUUUGACAUCUGCAUCAAGUGUCUGUACCAGAUAGGAAGUGUCACCCUUGUUAUUUAUAGCCAUUUGUGCCAGUGAUCAGUAUUUACUUACAAACAGUCCCUCCUCAUGCAGUCUGAGGAAGGUGUGCCAUCCGCAGAAGAUGAUUCCGCAGUAAAUCCCCAUUGGGAGGGUCCUGGCUUCCUUCUACUCUUACAGGAUCCAGCAGAGCACUAGAUGACUUGGUGACUCAAGGGCAGGCUUCUUCCUGAGAAGAUCUCAAAGGGAGGGAUCUUUGGAAUCCUUAUAAUACCAUCUCCCUUCCAUGCAUUUCUUGGUAUUAUGAAAUAUGCAUUGUUCAUUCAAGUUGCUGUUUGUCCUUUUAAUUUGUGCAAAUGUCCAUUUCAUUUGAGACCGGGGGGGGGGGGGUGUGCUUUUAGUAUAUGGUAAAUAUUUUCAGGGUGAGGGAAGGCAUUGUUUGAAUUGAGAUUAAGACAAAGGGGCCUCUGACACCAUCUUGUUGCCUUGGGGGAAUAAAUAGCCUCAUUCCCAA